AUGACCAGAGACUGCGGACAGCACAGGGAUGACCAGAGACUGCGGACAGUACAGGAGAUGACUGCUGACCUUUGGGGAGGGAGGGGGGGGAGCGGGUACCUGAAUUUGACAGGUACCCGCUCUUACUUCCGCAGAGUUUUUUUAUCUUACCUGUUCCUCUAUCCAGCCGCGCGCUGUCUUCCCGGCUUUCUGUAGUGUGGGCGCUCGUCGGAUGCCCAGUGCGCAUGCGCGAGAAAGCGCUGCACUUUGUGAUUGGUCCGGCGGCUUCUGGAUCUGUCAUGUGUCCCAGGUACCGCCUUACAAUUCACAAAGA
Messenger RNA from Staurois parvus, 313 nucleotides. The record is from the annotation of a GenBank genome assembly. NCBI's taxonomy places the organism in Eukaryota, Metazoa, Chordata, Amphibia, Anura, Ranidae.